Lepus europaeus (European hare) is the source of this 2277-nucleotide messenger RNA. RefSeq names its product UDP-glucuronosyltransferase 2B16-like. Bases 49 to 1644 code for a protein of 531 amino acids. The record is from RefSeq and is a predicted model, not a curated record. Gene Ontology annotation, molecular function: UDP-glycosyltransferase activity. NCBI's taxonomy places the organism in Eukaryota, Metazoa, Chordata, Mammalia, Lagomorpha, Leporidae. The transcript has 6 exons.
GUGACAGAAAGAGACAGUUUAUGGAGAGAGGCAUUGCAUUUCACCAAGAUGUCUGUGAAAUCUGUUUCAGUUCUGCUGCUGCUGCUACAGCUGAGCUGUUGCUACAGAUCUGGGAGUUGUGGGAAGGUGCUGGUGUGGCCUAUGGAAUUCAGUCACUGGAUGAAUAUGAAGACAAUCCUGGAUGAACUUGUCCAGAAGGGUCAUGAAAUCACUGUUCUGAGAUCUUCAGCUUCUGUUUUAAUUGAUCACAAGAAACAAUCUGGAAUUAAGUUUGAAACUUUUUCUACAACUUCCACUAAAGAAGAACUGGACGUCUUUUUCACAAACUGGGUCAAUAUAUUGAUAAAUGAUGUGUCAAGAGAAAAAUAUUGGGAAUAUUUUCCACUAUGGCAAAAAUUCUUUUUACAAUAUUCUGAAAUUUAUGAGAAUUUUUGCAAAGACCUAGUUUUAAACAAGAAACUCACGACAAAACUGCAAGAAUCAGGGUUUGAUGUUGUUUUUGCAGACGCCAUCGCACCCUGUGGUGAGCUGCUGGCUGAGUUUCUGAAAAUACCCCUUGUGUACAGUCUCCGCUUCACUCCUGGCUACACCUAUGAAAAAUAUAGUGGUGGACUUCUGUUUCCUCCUUCCUACGUACCUGCUAUUACAUCUGUUAUAAGUGGUCAAAUGACAUUUACAGAAAGGGUAAAAAAUAUGCUAUGGAUGCUUUAUUUCGACUUUUGGUUCCAGACAUUUAAUGUGAAGAAGUGGGAUCAAUUCUACAGUGAAGUACUAGGAAGACCUGUUAGUUUCUAUGAGCUAGUGGGGAAAGCUGAUAUUUGGCUCAUUCGAAGCUACUGGGAUUUGGAGUUUCCCCGCCCACUACUGCCAAAUUUUGAAUUUGUCGGAGGGCUCCAAUGCAAACCUGCCAAACCUCUGCCUAAGGAGAUGGAAGACUUUGUGCAGAGCUCUGGGGAAGAGGGAGUGGUGGUGUUUUCCCUGGGGUCCAUGGUCAGCAACAUGACAGAGGAAAGGACCAAUGUGAUCGCAUCAGCCCUUGCCCAGCUGCCACAAAAGGUUCUUUGGAGAUUUGAUGGAAAAGAACCAAAUACCCUAGGUCCUAAUACUAAACUCUAUAAGUGGAUGCCUCAGAAUGACCUUCUUGGUCAUCCCAAAACCAAAGCUUUUAUAACGCAUGGUGGAUCCAAUGGCAUCUACGAGGCGAUUUACCAUGGAAUCCCGAUGGUGGGGCUUCCCUUGUUCUCAGAGCAACCUGAUAACAUUGCCUACAUGGCAGCCAAGGGAGCAGCUGUUAGACUGGACUGGAAAACAAUGUCAAGUGCAGAUUUGCUCAGUGCCUUGAAGACAGUCAUUAAUGAUCCUUCCUAUAAAGAGAAUAUCAUGAAGUUAUCAAGAAUUCACCACGAUCAGCUCAUGAAGCCCUUGGAUCGAGCAGUCUUCUGGAUUGAGUAUGUGAUGCGCCACAAAGGGGCCAAGCAUCUCCGCGUUGCAGCCCACGACCUCACUUGGUAUCAGUACCACUCUCUGGAUGUAAUUGGGUUCCUGCUGGCUUGUGUGACAAUCAUUACUUACCUUGUCAUAAAAUGCUGCUUGUUUGUCUAUCAAAAGCUUGUUAUGACAGGAAAAAAGAAAAAGAGAGAUUAGAACUCUUUCAGGCAUGAGAAUAGCAGCUAUGACAGAUGAGAUCAUUCAAUUUAAUCCCAUCACUAUGGGUAAACCUGUGGCAAGAUUUUCCUUCACAUGACAAAACCUGUUCCUCCUUGAUUCAUCCAAAUAUUUUAUUAUUAUAUUAAGAACUAAAACACACAUAAUAUCAGAAAUCAUCAAAUAGUUCUGCUUUACUGCUAACAUAAAUAUAUGUGUAUAUUUGUAUAGAAAAUCCUAACAAAGUAUAAGAUUCACUUGAACUUCAGCUUGUUGACUUGAGAAGAUGGAAAAGCAUGAAGUUUUCAUAUGCAUUCACAGAAAAAUCAUCUGCCUGAAUACAAUGCAAUCAACUGGAGCAUACGUGUUCUUAUUAAAGAAAAGCAGAGCCAGAACCUUGUUACAGGUUGCAAAACAGAUAUUAUCUAGACUUCCAUGGUAUGGAAGAAAAGCUCCAGGAUAAAGUGACCUCAACUUCAGCUAAGACAAAAGUGAAUCAUUUUAAUUAGAAUUAAUAAAUAGCAUUGGGUAAUUAAGAAGCAUAAACCAAAGGUUACUGACUACUAAGCUCAUGUACAUGGCAAAGUACAGAAAAAUGAACUGAAAUAUUAAUAAAGUGGUUUAACAAGGUGA